This is a messenger RNA of Daphnia magna, 533 nucleotides long. RefSeq names its product protein Asterix. Lineage: Eukaryota; Metazoa; Arthropoda; Branchiopoda; Diplostraca; Daphniidae. Gene Ontology annotation, biological process: protein insertion into ER membrane. The record is from RefSeq and is a predicted model, not a curated record. Gene Ontology annotation, cellular component: endoplasmic reticulum membrane. Gene Ontology annotation, molecular function: protein folding chaperone.
AACAUUCUGACGUUAGAGAAUCGAUUGUCGUCUGCAAGCUGCAACCAUCUAAACACCAGUUAAUUGAAUUACUUCCAUCACCUUUCAUACCAAAAGAAGAAAAAACCUAUAAGGAUGUCUGGAAACUCAAAUAACUCUUCCGAUUCACGAAGAUCUGAUAGGAUCCAUCGGUAUAAGGCAUCGGCGUUUAAUCAGAAUCAGAACGGAGAAGACUUGACUCCCGAUUAUAUGAAUGUUUUGGGCAUGGUUUUUAGCAUGUGCGGGCUUAUGAUGAGGUUGAAAUGGUGUGCUUGGGCUGCCUUAUAUUGCUCAUGCAUCAGUUUUGCCAGUUCAAAAAUCAACGAUGAUACUAAGCAAAUCCUCAGCAGCUUCAUGCUUUCAAUUUCUGCUGUAGUCAUGUCUUACCUACAAAACCCAACCCCAAUGGUUUUACCAUGGUCAACUGUGUGAAAAUUUGCCAUUAUCAUCAAAUCUAUCAAAAACAAAUUAUAAUUGCAAUAGAUUGGCUCAGAAUAAACAGUGAAUUUCUUUCA